This is a messenger RNA of Vollenhovia emeryi, 1350 nucleotides long. RefSeq names its product odorant receptor 43a-like. The transcript is spliced from 7 exons. Bases 64 to 1263 code for a protein of 399 amino acids. NCBI's taxonomy places the organism in Eukaryota, Metazoa, Arthropoda, Insecta, Hymenoptera, Formicidae. Gene Ontology annotation, biological process: sensory perception of smell; detection of chemical stimulus involved in sensory perception of smell. Gene Ontology annotation, molecular function: odorant binding; olfactory receptor activity. The record is from RefSeq and is a predicted model, not a curated record. Gene Ontology annotation, cellular component: plasma membrane.
AGAAGAUAACGUUGUUUCAUGAAAAAGCAAUUAACAGCUGUCAGUCUGUAAAUAAUAUUCGUCAUGGAUGAUUCCAAAUAUACCGGAUAUCAAGAUUUCGAAUGGGCGGUGAAACUGAAUCGUAUCGCUUUAGAUUUAAUUGGACUUUGGCCAAAAAUCGUACAGAACCAACGGCAGAAGAUAAUGUAUAAUUUUCGGGUGUUCAUCGUAUUUCUGGGGGUAACGUGCGGCGUUAUGAUUCCUUGUGUACAUUCACUAAUACGAAUUUCAGGAGAUAUCAUGCUAAUGUUAGAUAAUUUACAUUAUACUUUACCGGCCACAAGCUGUUCGAUAAGAAUCAUAAUUUUUUGGUGGAAAAAAGAAGCUAUCAUACCGAUCAUGAAUAUGAUCGCGGAAGAUUGGAUAAUAUCGAAAAGUGCUGAAGAUAGAAACAUUAUGAUUAGAUAUGCGCAGAAUGCACGCAUUAUUAUUAUUUGCGCCUUCUGCAUAAUGGGAGUGGCGUGCAUCUUUAAUAUCAUUCUCCCGGGUUUUGGAAUAUCAGUGAGAUUGACGUCAAAUAUUACUGAUCCAGGCAAACCAAUGCCUCUGCAAACGUAUUAUAUUUAUGAUAUAACAAAAAGGCCUCAAUACGAAUUAACGUUUAUUAGUCAAGCUAUUUGCAUAGUGAUUUCAAUCCUGUCUUAUUCUGGAAUCGACAAUUUUCUCGGAUUACUAAUCUUCCAUAUAUGCGGCCAAUUGGACAUUCUUAAAAAUCGUUUGACACAUCUGGAUACAUAUAUCAAUUCUCAUGACAUGCUAAAAAGCUGUAUCAUGAAACACAUACGUUUACUUAGGGCAAUUGAGAUUGUUGAAGAUACGUAUAACGUAAUACUUCUAGCUUUAUUUAUAUACUUUGCAAUUCUUUUUGCUUUCUUCGGUUUCCGGAUAAUUAGCCUAUUCGAUGAAGGGAAUGAUUUAUCACUCACACGCUUGAUAUAUUUUGUAUCUAUGCUUUUUAAUUUAUUUGGAAAUAUGUGUGUAUAUUGUGCUCUGGGCGAAUUUUUGAUGUCCCAAUGUGAUGAAAUGUAUUAUGCGGCCUACAGUAAUGAAUGGUAUUACAUGGAUCCAGAAAUUACACGAAACUUAUUAUUUUUACUAGUAAGAGGCACUAAACCAAUUUACCUCACCGCUGGAAAAAUGUUUCCUAUGACAAUGACCACAUUUUGCAAUUUAACAAAAACAUCAGUUGGAUAUAUAUCUGUUUUAUAUACAACAAGAAGUUAGUAGAAAAAUGAGAUAAAGUGGAAGUUUUUCUAGUAAAAGUGCUAUUUCAAUAGAACGUUAUAAAGUAAGAAUAAUAUUUUGUAAAUG